AUGGCCCGCGAGGAGCUGAUCGAGGGUGCCGUCACAUUCCUCCAAGACCCAUCCGUCUCCUCCGCGCCCAUAGAGCAGAAGCUCUCCUUUUUACGAUCAAAAAACCUCACCCAUGAAGAAAUCGACGCCUCUCUCGCCCGCGCCGGCCAACCUCCUACAGCAUCCUCGACAUCUGCCCCGCCCAGCACAUAUCAACCACAAUACCGACAGCCGCAGCAGCAACAUGGCUACCAACAACAGUACCCACCCUACUGGAACCAACCUCCUCCAGAACCACCGCACCGCGACUGGCGGGAUUGGUUCAUCAUGGCCACCAUCACAGCCGGCGUAGGCUCCGCUCUUUGGUGGACGGCGAAGCGCUACAUCGUCCCGCUCAUCGCGCCUCCCACGCCGCCGCAACUAGAACAGGACAAAGCUUCCAUCGACGCCUCUUUCGAGAAGACCUUUGCUUUACUCGAUCAGCUGGCCACCGACACCAAGGAGCUCAAAGACUCUGAAGCAGAGCGGAAAGAGCGGUUGGAUAAAGCUUUGGGCGAGGUGGAGAGCGUGAUCAGCAAGAUGAAGGAAGCGAACGAGAGCCGGGAGCAAGAGGCCAAGCGAUGGGGAAGGGAAAUGGACGAGGUGCGGGAACAGAUUCCGCAGGCUAUCGCGAAGGAGAAGGAGGCGAUGGAUGGGCGGUUGAAGGAUUUGGCGGGGGAGGUGAAGAGUCUGAAGACGCUUGUUGCGAAUCGCAUGGGGCAGCCGCAGAGGCCAUCGUUCGGGCCGCAGAGUGGGGGUGGGAUGAACGGAGUGUCGCCGUCGGGAGGCUCGACGCCGAUGCCUGAGAUGAAUGGUGCAGUCAACGGUGUACCGAACGGCGCUGCGAACGGUGGCAUGAACGGCAGUGCUGUCGCAGAAGAGCCUGAGAAGCCAGCAGCACCGCAACAGCCAGCAGCACCAUCUCCUCUGCCCGAAAGAUCCGCAUCAGCGAGUCCAUACAGCAGCAGGAUGCUCGGCGGCAAGGCGCAGAUCCCGGCCUGGCAGCUGGCGGCGAAGAAGAGGGCGGAUGAUGCGAAGAAGGACGCGGCGACGAAUGGGACGAGUGUACAGGAUGUCAGUGAGAGUGGGACGGCGGCGCCUGCUGAGGGUGAAGCGGCUGCGUGA
Saxophila tyrrhenica is the source of this 1143-nucleotide messenger RNA. RefSeq names its product peroxisomal membrane protein pex14 (gene PEX14). Gene Ontology annotation, cellular component: peroxisomal membrane; peroxisomal importomer complex. Lineage: Eukaryota; Fungi; Ascomycota; Dothideomycetes; Mycosphaerellales; Extremaceae. Gene Ontology annotation, biological process: protein import into peroxisome matrix, docking. The transcript is spliced from 2 exons. Bases 1 to 1143 code for a protein of 380 amino acids. The record is from RefSeq and is a predicted model, not a curated record. Gene Ontology annotation, molecular function: signaling receptor binding.